Molecule: messenger RNA, 1134 nt
Organism: Durusdinium trenchii
Lineage: Eukaryota; Dinophyceae; Suessiales; Symbiodiniaceae
Source: the annotation of a GenBank genome assembly
AGCCAUUUCAGACGCCAGUCUAAGAGAAAAAGGGAGCGAUGAAGGAGCAAGCGUUGCGAAAUGUGCGGAUCUUAACGACAAUGGUUUGCCUUUUGGACCUUGCCAUGCUACGGUGGCAUUCGUUCAUCCCGGGGCUCACAAUAUCUGCUUUGGUGUUGAUGCUGUUGGAGCACCGGCGAGUGGGGCAGACCUUUCGUCUAUUGGAGUCAGCAAGUCAGGAGGCUGCACUAUGCCGUAGGUGCCUGAAGAUUUAUUUGCUUCUGGUGGACAUCGCCUUUCUGGCAGCAGGCAUGUCCAGCAUUCUGGUGAGAGACCGCUUGCUGGACUUUGUUUUCUGCACACUUGCAGCAGGCUGCAUGCUAGUUGCAGUGGUCCUUUAUGUGGCCAUGCCGCUGCCUGUGGCUUUGGAGGAAUGCAAACAUUGCCCUGGCGCCAGAGGCUUGCACAGUGCCCUGGCAAUCCUUAGCAUUGGUCACAAUGCUCGGCUUUCUCCUUGCAUGGGCCGCUGUUAGCAGCUACUACUGCAUAUUUGGGAUUUGCAAGGUCGCCAUGAUGCUCAGUUUCCAGUGGUUCCAAGCCGCCGUGAGCACUCCGACGGUGUCCGCUUCGGGCUGGAGGUCCGACGCGAAGCUCGGAGUCGGAGGGACGAUUCGCCGUCGAAGCGGACGCUCCCGUCGCAGUCGUCCCGAUGAAGCUCCACCAGCCUGGCUGAUCGGUUGCAUCGAUUGUGAGUUUGAUGGCCUUAGUGAUUGUGAGGUGCACCAACUUGUUUAGAAUUUGAUGUUUUGUUGUACUAUUUGUACUUGUACAUACAGAUACGUACAGUCAUACGUAAAGCCGUAUCCCGUGUAGAUGGGGUUGCGCUCAGUUGAGCGAACUCUCCGUUUUCCGACUGUAGAGACUUGCUUUUGUUGGCUGUGAGACUUGCGUUGCGCGUGGAGUGCGCAUGCAUUGGACGGAAGAGAAGUUCUGCUCUUUCGCGAGAUUCCUGUACAGCCGCAUUGAAAUUUUUUGGCGCUGCAUGAUUCCAGAAAAACUGAUCUCAAUCAUCAUUGACUGAUCUCACCGGGCAGCUGUUGCGAGAUGCUUUUGUCCACUGGAUGCCGACGUGUGCAGAAGCACGGUCUUUUGGCA